CGGAGUUCGCACGGAAAACUAGGUGACGUCAAGCAGGAAGUCGGAUUUUCUAGAGUUUGUGGGAUAGAAUUACCACUUGAACCAGUAGUUGGACAUGGAGCCUGACGUGUAUGUGGUGUAUGUGUUACCACUACAACAAUCCAAAUUUUAUGUUGGCAAAACAAAGGAAUGCAAUUUUGAGGCAAGAAUGCAACAACAUCAAGAUGGACAGGGCCAUGGAGGAGCUGCUUUCACUAGUCGCUUCAAGCCGAUACGUCAGCCCGAGAUCAAGUCUCGUCACCCCUAUGAGCAAUCAGCUUCUGCUACAGAGCUGCAAACAACAUUAGAGCUAAUGCGACAGAAGGGAAUUGAUUCUGUGCGAGGAGCACAGUGGUCUAGAGUAGAAAUGACUUCUGCCAUGAAAGCUGACAUUCAGUCCCAGAUUGAUCACACGUAUGAUCAAUGCUACAAGUGCCACCAGACUGGCCAUUCUGCAGCCCAAUGUCUUGUUGCAGCAGCUCUACCACCAGCAGCUGCACCACGUGCACCAGCAACAAGUGCUAUGCAACAAUGUGCUCCACGUUGCUUUCGUUGUCAUCGUUCUAGUCAUGUGAUGCGUGAUUGCUUUGCAAGUACUGAUGCAGAAGGACGGCGACUACAAGGUGUUCAUCACUGUUGCUUUCGUUGUGGCCAUACGAGUCACUAUGCCAACGACUGUUUUGCCAAAAGAGAUAUGUUUGGUAACCAACUCUAGACAGCAUCAUAAUUGAUGUGAAUUGUAACAGCAGCAGUCACUGAUUUCAAUCAUUUGAUUUUUUG
This is a messenger RNA of Corticium candelabrum, 798 nucleotides long. RefSeq lists its product as uncharacterized. The coding region runs from base 95 to 733 and encodes 212 amino acids. The record is from RefSeq and is a predicted model, not a curated record. The transcript has a single exon. Lineage: Eukaryota; Metazoa; Porifera; Homoscleromorpha; Homosclerophorida; Plakinidae. Gene Ontology annotation, molecular function: zinc ion binding; nucleic acid binding.